GAGCUGGCGAACAGAUGAUGAGAGGAGUGGCAGACUUAACUAAACUUCCCCGAAUGACGCGCCCGGCCGCCCCUCCUCCCUGUUAGAAAGUUUCCCCUUCUCGCUUUUAGUUCUCCCGAUUUUGACGGAGCGGGUUAGGAGUGAGAAGCAGUCUCCAGUUAAAAGGUCCGAAUAAAGAUUAGACAUGAAAGCAGUCAGCGGGUAGAAAAAGGCACUAAAAAUCUUUUCCCCCAAGCGAGCGGCAUCAUGAAGCCACUGCUGCGCUUCAGCGUCUCUCUGUGGACUCUUCUGGUCUUCAUCGCUCUCCUCAAGAACUCCCAUGCACAAUGUUCUGCAAUGAAAUGUGGCAACAAUGAAACAUUAACAGUAACAACAACAACAGUCAAACAUGAACAUACACCAAACUGCACCUUAUCCACUGGGGGUAAUAUCUCUAGAGACAGUUUUCUAACUGGUCUGACUCCUGGAGCUGUCUAUGAAAUCUUCAUUAAUUGCUCAUCCUGCUGUGCAAACGUCACAUUGACGCCUGAUGUUGUCAGAAAUCUCACUGUCACAAACGUCACCACAUCCUCUGUGUCUGUGGACUGGAGCGAACCAGAAGGAAACAGCUCCUUCUAUAGAGUACAGUGGACAGAUGGACAAUUCAAUGACACUUCGUAUGUGUCUGAAACAUCUAUGACCAUUAGUAACCUGACUGCUGGUGUCCAGUAUAAAAUAAUUGUUACUGCAGUGGCAGAUGACAACCAUACUGACGGACAGAGCACUGCUGUUACUCAAUACACAAGACCAGGUAUAAUUGGAAACCAUCAUAUUGUGUCCCAAAACACCUCCUCCAUCUCUGUGAACUGGGCCUCACCUCCUGGUGAGGUGUUCAUGUACAGGUUGGAGUGGCACAAUGGUGGAGUGCUGAUGACUAGAUACACAAAUGAUACCUUUGCUGUGCUGUCAGAGCUGAUCUCUGGUACUAACUACACAAUCACCGUCACCGCUGUUGCUGGAGACAAUGAGACAGAAGGAGACCCUUACACAUUCACCUCAUUCACAAGUAAACACAUUUUAUCUAUUUUGAAUUACAGUUUCUGCUGUUUGUAGCUUGUUUGUAUGGGU
Molecule: messenger RNA, 1107 nt
Organism: Seriola aureovittata
Lineage: Eukaryota; Metazoa; Chordata; Actinopteri; Carangiformes; Carangidae
Product: receptor-type tyrosine-protein phosphatase H
Exons: 5
Coding region: 247-1092 (281 amino acids)
Molecular function (GO): protein binding
Source: RefSeq, a predicted model, not a curated record